Molecule: messenger RNA, 2061 nt
Organism: Cadophora gregata
Lineage: Eukaryota; Fungi; Ascomycota; Leotiomycetes; Helotiales; Ploettnerulaceae
Exons: 2
Coding region: 1-2061 (686 amino acids)
Source: RefSeq, a predicted model, not a curated record
AUGUUCAAGUCAUUGUUUGCUCUUUCUCUGCCUCUCUGCUUCGUCGCAGCAGCUGUCUCCAACUCUGCGACUUCUCUGACUCUCCUCUAUCAGAACAACCUUAAUGGUAGCGACGACGUCAAUCAUGUUGGGUUUCUCCUUCUAGACGAAUUCGAGGCGAAGGAUGCCACUGCUGCUUGUGGUGCAGUGAAUGAAAAGCUUCUCCAAAAAGCCACGAUCGAAGCACACUCGGACGACAUCCUCCAGUCAUUGUCAUACCUCGAGUUUGUGGACCGAGCAUCUCAAGAGCAGUCAUACUUCAUCGAAAAUGCAGUUGUGUCGUUCUCCAAGCGUACCAGAAAGCUGAGCUAUCCUGCUUUGCCGUCGAAAAACAGAGAGCUUCCCGUGUUGUGUACACAGUCCAGCAACGACAACCAGCCAUAUAAUUCAAAGGUGUCUCCAAGUAACCAGAUCGCCGUAGCCUCCUCUGGAAACACCUUUGUUGGUUUUAGAAACAAGAAAUCUUUUCGUUUCCUCGGCAUCCCAUAUGCGGACCCACCCAAAAGAUUCGUUUAUUCCUCUCUCUACUCCUCGACUGGGAAGACCAUCAAUGCAACCUCGUACGGCCCUCAGUGUGCUCAAGGCGGUUCCGGCAGUGAGGAUUGCUUGUUUCUCAACAUCCAGACUCCUUACAUCCCUAAGAAAGGAGACAAAAGUGACUUGCGGCCUGUCAUGUUCUGGAUCCACGGAGGCGGGUUCACCGGAGGAUCUGGGGCAGAUCAACUCAGCGAUGGAGGAAACUUGGCAUCAAGAGAAGACAUUGUGGCUGUGAAUAUCAACUACCGUCUUUCAACUUUGGGUUUCCUGGCUAUCCCUGGUACUGAUAUCAAGGGUAACUAUGGCAUUGCUGAUCAAAUCACUGCGCUUGAGUGGGUAGUCAAAAACAUCGCAUCAUUUGGAGGUGAUCCCCGACACAUUACCAUCAACGGGGAGUCUGCUGGUGCUGGAUCUGUUAGGGUCCUUCUGGGGUCCCCACCUGCUAUUGGGAAAUACCAAGGAGCCAUUGCCAUGUCGAACCUUGGUGGUGGCGUCACGCUCGGUCUUUCGGGAGACUACGCUACCACAUACAGUACAUACCUUACCGUAAACGAAUCCUAUGCUAACGCGGGGCAAAACAUAUUCAAGGCAGCUGGAUGCACCCAAGCGGCACUGGACGAUCAAAUCGCUUGCCUCAAAGCUCUGCCUGCUGCUACGGUCGUUGGACUAUCUUCAGUCGCCCGUUACGUGGUUCAAGAUGGCACAUAUGUCAACACUCCAAAACUCACUGUAACCAAACGCAAUUCCGGCACUGCACAUGUCCCUGUGAUAUUCGGGAUUAUUGACAACGACGGCGCCAGCUUCUCGACCUAUCCCAAAACUCCCAUCACCACAGAGCUUGCAGGAAUUCAGGCAUCACUUGGAAUUUCCGCAGCCUACGCACAAAGUGUCAUAGACAGCGGACUGUUCCCUCUCUACAAUACAGGAAACAUCACUCUCGACUCUUUCAACGUCUCCCAGCGUGUUGCAACAGACAUCCAAUUCCGCUGCAUCGACUCGGCAACAAUGUACGCAGCCUCCGAAACCAAUGCCUUUGAAUCAUCAUACUACUACGAAAUGCAACGGACAAUCGGCGGUUACGACCCCAAUAAUCUCGGUGGUCCGCCAGUAACACCCGGCUACCCGAACGGCAAUCCAAAUCUCCCAUAUUUCAAGCUGCACGGCGCUGAUAUGCCAUGGAUGUUUGGAACGCUCAACACGCUGCGAGACGCGAAUGAUUUGUACUCCGUGCAGCUGAUUUCCGGAUACUUUGCAGAGUUUGUCAAGACGGGACAGCCGAACCCAUCGAAGGCGUACUUGGCGGCUAGAGGGUAUACGAAGACUCUUGAGGCUGUGGAGAACACUGGAAAAUGGGAGGAGGUGAGGGGUAAGAAGGGACCGAUCAAGCUGUUGGAUUAUCCGUCUAUGACGAGUUCAUUUGUAGAUGUGCCACAGUGCGCUUUUCUCAACUACUCACUGUCGUAUUAUCUUGAUGGCGGGAAGUAG